This is a messenger RNA of Helicoverpa armigera (cotton bollworm), 699 nucleotides long. RefSeq lists its product as uncharacterized. The record is from RefSeq and is a predicted model, not a curated record. The transcript has 5 exons. The coding region runs from base 115 to 615 and encodes 166 amino acids. NCBI's taxonomy places the organism in Eukaryota, Metazoa, Arthropoda, Insecta, Lepidoptera, Noctuidae.
CAGAGAAGAAUAUUUUUAGUAACUUGGUGUAUUGUUAAACAAAAAUAGUUUAUAUUUAGUGAAAUAAUGAAGAUACGGUGAUUGGGUUAAAGGUGAUAAGUGUAGAAGUGAAAAAUGAUCAUUAUUUACAUUGAUAUAUUGCUGUUGAUCAUACUGUUAUGUCUAACAAUAUUCAUGUGCGGCUAUUGUUUCUACCGAGUCAACAGAAUGAGACAAAAUGGAGAGAUUGCAAUUUUGUUGAGGCCGACCAAAGUUGUGUUUUCUCACAAGAAGGAGGGCCAGUCCACUGAGGAACUCAGGACAGUAGUAGCCUACCAGAACCCGUUCACUGGGGACUACUGCGUGCACAAGAGCCGCGCGGGUCCCAAGGGGUACAUGAACAGCUUGGCGCCCGACUCGCCCGACAGCGGGGUCUCUGAUGAGUACGAGCCCCUCAACCUAGACCCCGUGGGGCCUCAGCCGGAGCUACCUCAUGUCAUACAGGAUAAGAUGCCAUCGGAAAUAAUUGCUAUGCCACAGCCGGACCUCACAACGAAGAUGCAGCUGAGCCCCAGCAGCGAGUACAACAGCGUCAACAAGACCUGGAACUGGAACUACAAGGAGUACCAGAUCUGAACACCUGAUGCUCUCCAUCAUCAAGAUUCAAACCCUCAUAUCAUAUUCGAACUCAGUGCAAGUCAAAUAUUUUCUUUGUAUUUA